This is a messenger RNA of Misgurnus anguillicaudatus (oriental weatherfish), 4163 nucleotides long. It is a transcript of the gene abtb3b, whose product is annotated as BTB (POZ) domain containing 11b. Gene Ontology annotation, molecular function: DNA binding; structural constituent of chromatin; protein heterodimerization activity. Gene Ontology annotation, cellular component: nucleosome. Lineage: Eukaryota; Metazoa; Chordata; Actinopteri; Cypriniformes; Cobitidae. The record is from RefSeq and is a predicted model, not a curated record.
AGUGCCUGUGCCAUAACAACACCACAGCUCCUCUAAAGUUGUGGGCGUAUUUUCAGUGAACGCAACAAUUUGGGAACUCUUCCAUCUCCCGUGUCACUUCAGUAACAUCGCGGAUAGUACAGUCAAGCAGUGGCACUACUUCACAAACCAACAUUCCCCUAGGUUUGAGGCUUAUGGACAAUAUGAAGUGUAGUGAUGGCAAAAAGGGGUAAAUCCGUGGUGAGGACCCUGGAGGAUUUGACGCUGGAUUCGGGUUACGGAGGAGCCGCGGACUCCUUCAGGUCAUCGAGCUUGUCUCUGUGCUGCUCCGAGGCGCACAUCUCGUAUGCGCAUGGAGGGCACAGCUGGCGUCUGACCGACUCCAUGCACAGUCGACACAACAGCCUAGACACCGUCAACACCGUCCUGGCCGAAGACGGCGAGACCCUGGAGUGUUCCGGACACUGUGCGAAACUUCCCGAGCUUGAGGAUGUGCCCUGGAGCCUCGGGGAGGUGGAGAGCGCGCUCAACAAGGAGGAAGAGUUGAGGUUCGGGACAGUGUCCGCGGAUCUGUUGACGCGGCUCUCCGCGCUCGUAAGCCGCGCGCUGGUAAGGAUCGCCAGGGAAGCGCAGCGGCUCAGUUUGCGCUACGGCAAAUGCACCAAAUAUGAGAUUCAAAGUGCCAUCAAGAUGAUCCUGUCGUGGACCAUCUCGGUAAACUGCAUCGCCGCGGCGCUCAGCGCGCUCUCCAUGUACAACAUGAGCACCGAGGAUAAAUUCAGCCGCGGGAAAUCGGAGAGAUGCGGCUUGGUGUUUUCCGUGGGGAAGUUCUUCAGGUGGAUGGUGGACAGCAGGGUCGCGGUGCGCAUCCACGAGCACGCGGCCAUAUACCUGACCGCCUGUAUGGAGAGCCUCUUCCGUGAGGUCUUCACUCGGGUGCUGAAUAGCUCGGUGGUGGAGAAAGAUAACGGGGUCCCCAAAUUUACAUUGGAGACAUUUGAGCAGGCUCUGAACAAUGAUUCAGAGCUGUACGGCCUCCUUUUGCCCUAUCAGCAUCUAAUAUGUGGGAAAAAUGCCAAUGGAAUCCUCAGUUUGCCGGAUAGUUUGAGCCUGCACAGGAACCAGCAGCGGUCUGGUAAAACUGGAGAUGCCUAUAGUCAGUCCGAGCAGCGUACUAUUGAACAAUCCCUGCUGGCCACUCGUGUGGGGAGCAUCGCUGAACUUAGUGAUCUAGUGUCCAGAGGCAUGUAUCACCUCCAGCCUCUGAGCAUAAAGAACCACAGCAAUGGCACCCCGAUCCCCCAGAAGAGCAGUUCGAUCCACUGGGAGCCUGAGGCUUUAUAUACUCUCUGCUACUUUAUGCACUGCCCUCAAAUGGAGUGGGAGAAUCCCAAUGUAGAGCCCUCUAAAGUCACAUUACAGACAGAGAGGCCAUUUUUAGUACUGCCUCCUCUGAUGGAGUGGAUACGAGUGGCUUUGGCACAUGCUGAACACCGCCGCAGCUUUUCAGUGGAUAGCGAUGAUGUUCGGCAGGCAGCCAGACUCCUGCUGCCCGGGGUAGACUGUGAACCUCGCCAGCUGAAGACGGAUGACUGUUUCUGUAUGUCACGUAAGCUGGAUGCUGCCUCAACAGAGGCCAAGUUUCUGCAGGACUUGGGCUUUCGGAUGCUCAACUGCGGCCGGACCGACCUUGUCAACCAAGCCACCAACUUAUUGGGGCCAGGUGGGAUUAACAGCUUGAGCGAACAGGGCAUGACACCUUUGAUGUAUGCUUGUGUUCGCGGGGAUGAAGCCAUGGUUCAGAUGCUGCUAGACGCUGGAGCUGACAUCAACAGUGAGGUGCCAAACACAGUGCACAAGUUCCCCUCAAUCUUCCCAGAGACCCGGCAGUCCACGGCUCUCACCUUCGCUGUGCUCCACCAGCACAUCCCUGUGGUGCAGCUUUUACUUGAUGCUGGAGCAAAUGUCGAGGGCUCUCUUCAGGAAGGGAUGGAGAACUACACUGAAACGCCUUUGCAGUUAGCUUCCGCCGCAGGAAACUUUGAGCUGGUCAGUCUGCUUUUGGAGAGAGGAGCGGACCCCAUGGUUGGAACCAUGUACCGCAACGGCAUCUCCACUGCACCACACGGGGACAUGAACUCCUACAGCCUGGCAGCAGCACACGGCCACCGGAAUGUGUUCUGUAAGCUGCUGUCGCAGUCGGAUAAAGGAAAGGCGGAUGUGCUUUCGCUGCAGGAGAUCUUAGCUGAAGGUUCAGAUAUGGAGGAAGGGAAUUCCCUGAAGAGGGAAGCAACCCGCACGGGGAAGGCCAAACUCAAAGCUCUGAGAGAGGCAAUGUAUCAUAGCUCUGAACAUGGCUACGUUGACAUCACACUGGAUAUAAGAAGCUUAGGGGUGCCCUGGACACUGCACACCUGGAUGGAGUCGCUGCGAACUUGUUUUUUGCAGCAUCGACGGCCUUUGAUUCAAGGGCUUCUGAAGGAAUUCAGCACUAUUGAAGAGGAGGAGUACACAGAGGAGCUUAUAACACACGGCCUCCCACUCAUGUUUCAGAUCCUGCGCGCAAGCAAGAAUGAAGUGAUUAGUCAGCAGCUGGCCGUAAUAUUCACUCAGUGCUACGGGCCGUAUCCCAUCCCCAAACUGACGGAGAUCAAAAGGAAACAGACAUCAAGGCUGGAUCCUCAUUUUCUCAACAAUAAAGAGAUGUCAGAUGUGACCUUCCUGGUGGAGGGAAAGCCAUUCUAUGCUCAUAAAGUUUUGCUCUUCACUGCCUCCAACAGGUUUAAACUGCUUUUAGCAAACAGACCAGCUGCAGAGAACACCUGUAUCGAGAUCAGCAACGUCAAAUAUAAUGUAUUUCAGCUGGUGAUGCAGUAUUUGUACUGUGGUGGAACAGAUGCACUACACAUCAGAAACACUGAGGUUAUGGAUCUCCUCUCUGCAUCCAAGUUCUUCCAACUGGAAGCAUUACAGAGACACUGUGAGAUCAUCUGUGCCAAAAACAUCAACACAGAAACCUGUGUGGAGAUCUACAACCAUGCUAAGUUUCUGGAGGUACCUGAGCUUUCAGCCUACAUCGAGGGCUACUUUCUGAAGAACAUGGCGGUUCUCAUAGAGUUGGAGCCGUUUAAGCAGUUGCUCUAUAACGCCCCGGUGGACAACUGCUGCCCCGAUGUGCUACAUGACUUGGAGAAGACCCUGGCCACACGCAUUCGCUCCAUUCAUCUCUCGUCCUCCAAAGGAUCCAUUGUCUAAAACUGUCUGCGGUCCACAUCAAAGCAUGCAGCGAUCUCAAUGCGGGCACACUAAAUGUGUCUAUAUGUGUUCAUGUAGUGGCAGUAGCAAUGCACUGCACUUUGUCUAUGACUGGUGUCUAAGUGCUGGCCAAUAAACUUGACCUGUGCUUUAGGGUACAGCCAUAUAGGAAAUGAUGCCAUUGUAUAUUUCCUCUUAAAAUGACAUAAUACCUCUGCCAUUGUUUUGUUGGAUGCAGUACUAAUUUUUUUUUGAAACGAUGUAGUUUCAGUUACUAAAACAAAAUGGAGAUGUUACAGCAGCAGUAACACUGUGGAAACGAAAAAGUUGUAUAGCAAAGCAGGUGGCACCUUUUUGGUACAGAGCAUUGUGGUACACGGGUGUUGAUAUAGCAAACAUGAUUCACUGUUAGCACUGAUUAUAAAUGUUCCUAGAUUUAUACUUUCUGCCUCACAGUUGUACAGAUAUUGCUCCUAUCAUAAGUAACCACAUGUAAAAGGGGGCAGAGAAUGUGACUGCCAAUGUAAAUAUCCACUCGAGAUUGAUCUCCAGCUGUAAGUAAAUGUAUAUAGAAACGACAUCAUCUUAGGACUUCCAUCGAGAACUGACAAUAAUGUACAAUAGACGUGUUCUUGAAGUCUCGUUCACUGUUGUAAAUGUAGAUGAGCAUGUAAGUAUUUUCCAGCUUGGGUUUUGUUUCUGUCAUGUCUUGCAUUGACUUUACACUUUUACGUGUGUAGGGGGGUCUCUUUUGUGUGAGAAGGUGAACUAUUAUCAGCAUGGAGUUGCAGAACCGUAGCUGUGAAACCCCCGGAUAAGCGACUGAUUCAGAAUGUGCCUGCAAUGUUCUGACGUCUCUAAUGACAUUUGUGUAAAGUCACUCGAUCAGUGACUAAAUCAGUGUUCUUUAUAAAGAUUAUUACAAAAUA